This is a messenger RNA of Orussus abietinus, 755 nucleotides long. RefSeq names its product immediate early response 3-interacting protein 1. NCBI's taxonomy places the organism in Eukaryota, Metazoa, Arthropoda, Insecta, Hymenoptera, Orussidae. The transcript is spliced from 5 exons. Gene Ontology annotation, cellular component: COPII-coated ER to Golgi transport vesicle; endoplasmic reticulum membrane; Golgi membrane. The coding region runs from base 237 to 485 and encodes 82 amino acids. The record is from RefSeq and is a predicted model, not a curated record. Gene Ontology annotation, biological process: endoplasmic reticulum to Golgi vesicle-mediated transport.
UAUAUCUCUGAAUCUAUGGGCUUCAUCCAGGAUUGCUGAUUGAGAGACUUUAGUGGUUUCUGUGGAUUGGUCAUUUAAUGUACCAAAGGCAACGCAGCGUGUACAAGUUGAGAUUUUGGGGCCACUUUUGACAAGUUGUUCUCCACAAUGGGAGUUUUGCUGUAUGAAGCGUACCAUUUCUCCAUAAUCCAUUGACGACCGCCAGCUUUGGAGUGGAUGUGGAUGUAAAAGUUGUCAUGGCGUUUACGUUGUGGACUUUAUUCGAAGCCUCUCUUUUAUGUUUAAAUGCUGUCUGCGUUCUACACGAAGAAAGAUUCCUUGUAAAAGUUGGCUGGGGUGCACAACAGAACAUUCAAGGAUUCGGAGAAGCACCGACGAUCAAAUUCCAACUAUUGAAUCUUGUGCGGUCGAUUAGAACUGUGGCAAAGUUUCCAUUGAUAUUCCUGAAUAUUUUGACCAUCGUCGUGAAGCUGAUACUUGGUUGAAGUUAUAAGAACGAUAUUUGGUAUGUGGUUCGCAUGUUAUGUGAUAAAAAUGGAAUAACUGUUCGUUAGUAACAGUUCCAAACCAAAUAAUCUUAAGUACAAUUAAGUUUGAAAUGGUAAACGUUAUUUUUUCACGUGAACUUUAUUAAACCUAGAUCUUUAUACCGUAAGUGUACCUUCGAAACGUAUAAUUUAUAAGAAUCAAUGGAAUGUGAUUAUUUGGUAUUGUUGAUAUGUAAAUAAAAGAUCUCCGGAAGUACUUUUAACGCU